Armigeres subalbatus is the source of this 1015-nucleotide messenger RNA. RefSeq lists its product as uncharacterized. Bases 560 to 1015 code for a protein of 151 amino acids. The record is from RefSeq and is a predicted model, not a curated record. NCBI's taxonomy places the organism in Eukaryota, Metazoa, Arthropoda, Insecta, Diptera, Culicidae. The transcript has 2 exons.
UCAGUUUCUGAAGUUCUAGCUUACGCAUCGAUAGGGAUCCAUGUCUGAGAAAUAUAAAACUGGCGUGUUUGCCUCACUAGGACCGAUUUCUUGUGACGCAUUUUACAAGGCGGUAAUUCCGGCACCGAAGCGAAGCAGCAUCGAGGCGAAGCGGCACCGAGGCGAAGCAGCACCGAGGCGAAGUGGCACCGAAGCAAACCAGCACCGAAGCGAAGCAGCACCGAGGCGAAGCGGCACCGAAGCAAAGCAGCACCGAAGCAAAGCAGCACCGAAGCAAAGCGGCACCGGAGCGAACCAGCUCCGAGGUGAGGCAGUACUGAGAGGCAGCAUUAUCGAGACGCACCAACACCAAGGCAGCGGAGUACCUGGGCUUAGCGGUGAAUAAUUCGUUUCCAUCCGGAACGAAUUGGUCGACGGAGCGAUUAGGAGUAUUCGAUUCCAACCGGAACGAAUCGGGUAGCCGGACGAAGCUAGAUUAGACAACGCGUAUGAAAGCGGCCUUGACUCGAACCAACCGGAUCGAGUUGUACGAAAAGGGCACGGACUGACGGCGGUGGCGAUGGAGUCCAGUUCGACACUAGAUGACGACAAUGGCGCAGUCAUCCAUGUUGUGAGAGAAUCGAAGAAAGUAGUCAAGAAGCGAUUGAAAGCAGCUCUGGAAGAAAAUGACGCAUUAAGAGCACGUCUUGCUCAACUCGAGCAAGCAUCAGUUUGCAAUAAGCCUGAGAAUGAUGAAGAUAAUCAUCAACAGGAUAUUCAGAAUAGUCCUGUUGCCUUGAGAGAUGAUUCGAAUUUGCUCGCUACAAUGAAUAAUUGGACUUUGAGUACAAUUAAUAUACCAGAGUGUACUCCUUCGGAUGGAGAGACUGAUAUCGAUAAGAGUGCCUUUGAGUAUUGGAAAGACACAUUCAUAUCAUCCAUAAAGUUGGUUAAUUCCACUGACGAAGACACGUUGUUUGGACUUUUAAAGUCAAGGCUGGACCCAAAUUGCGGGAAAUCUACCAAACGACAGUAA